Molecule: messenger RNA, 686 nt
Organism: Hypanus sabinus (Atlantic stingray)
Lineage: Eukaryota; Metazoa; Chordata; Chondrichthyes; Myliobatiformes; Dasyatidae
Product: echinoidin-like
Exons: 6
Coding region: 83-634 (183 amino acids)
Molecular function (GO): signaling receptor activity
Source: RefSeq, a predicted model, not a curated record
UUGAAGAGGAAUUUCUAGUUUUAUCUACAACACAUCUUAGCAGUUGCAGAGAAAACCAAACAAUGGACCUGCUCAAGGAAGAAUGUUUGAGGGAAGAAACAUGAUGCUGGUGCGGGUUUUGGUGGUGAUCGCACUGCUUGUUAGUGAUGUGGCAGGGAACAACAAUACCUUGGAAGUGGAGGAGCGACUGUACAAUCCUCAUCAUCUAACUCAAGGACAUUGUGAUGAAAAUUGGUUUUAUUUUCCUCCUUUAAACACCUGUAAUCGGUUUUUCCGUGACCAAAAGACAUGGAAGGAAGCUGAGGAGUUCUGCAAUCAGCUCCCACAUUAUGGAAAUCUGGCAACUGUGACCUCAAACAUACACAACAUAUUCAUUGCUAACGUGAUCCGUGCUGUGGAUGCAAACAGCCCUACGGCAUGGAUUGGCCUGAACGACAUAUGGAAGGAAGGGCCUUUCACAUGGAGUGAUGGAACUUCCUACACUUACAGAUGCUGGGCUGGCCAUCAGCCUGAUAAUCACCAAGGCAAUGAAGACUGUGUGCACAUUCUUUCUGGAAGUUCUAGAACUUGGAAUGAUUUGCCCUGUGGAGUUAGGAUUGGUUUUGUUUGUGCCUUCAAACUUCACUGUACUUAGAAGACUCCAGUGGUUUCCAGCGGAGGAUUCAGUGCCUGAUGUCUUUGUAGCU